Messenger RNA from Paramecium octaurelia, 613 nucleotides. The record is from the annotation of a GenBank genome assembly. Lineage: Eukaryota; Ciliophora; Oligohymenophorea; Peniculida; Parameciidae.
AUGUAUAAGAGAUUUACAAAAUAAUUUUCAAUCCUAUCGCUGAAUUAAUGUAAAUUAUUAUAAGGAGUAUCUGUGGUAACAGAGUACCCUAGAAUCAAAAGAAACUACUGUGAAAGAAUUUGUAAGGCUAAACUCAGUAUGAGUGAGGAAAGUAGAAUUAUUUCUAUGAAGUAAGUAUUAGAAAUAACAGACGGUAUGCCAUUCUAUUUGUAAACGAAGCCAUGGUUCUUAUUAUAUUUGAUAAAUAGACAUGGUCAAUGAGCUUUAAUAUGUAGGUAGUUCUUAUUAAGAAUUUUUGAGGAGAACCGAAUACGCUGGCCCUCAUGUUAUUCUAAUAAAGGAUUCUGGGAAGAAGGUGUUUGGUGGAUUCUUAUUGAGUUCGUGGAGACUAUCUAAGAAUGAGUUUUCAGAUAGAGAGAAAUAAUUUUGGUUAUCAGCCUAUACAAAUCACACAAGGAUUUUCAAGAGGACUCAAAAAAACAGGCGUUUAUAGAUGGCUGAUGAGACUGGGUUCAGUAUUGGAGCAGGAGAAAACUAAGUUAGUGAUAAUAUAAUUUAGAUAUGGUUUAUUUGUAAGCAGUUCCUUUAGUAAAGGGGAAUCUAAUUGGAGUGA